Racocetra fulgida is the source of this 594-nucleotide messenger RNA. Lineage: Eukaryota; Fungi; Glomeromycota; Glomeromycetes; Diversisporales; Gigasporaceae. The record is from the annotation of a GenBank genome assembly.
AAACUUGAUAAAAAAAUUAUCGCAAUUUUAACUGAUAAUGGAGCAAAUAUUAAAGCUGCUAUUGAAAAGUUUGAUAAUAUUGUAAAUAUUCCUUGCGCAUCUCAUACUUUGCAACUUAGUAUUAAUCAUGGCCUUAAAACAAUUGAAGUUACAAUUAAACAAUGCAAAGAAUUAAUUGCACAUUUAUCUAGCAAUAAAAAAUGGAAUUCGAUAUAUUUUGCUUUAGAACAGCUUAUUCUUUUAGAAAGACCUAUUCGUUGGUUAGAAAAUACAUUAAGUAAUAGUGCUCGUUAUGAAAGAAAAAAUUAUUGUACCUUAAGUUUAGUAACUCUGGCUAUUGAAAUUUUAAUCCAAAAUUUAAAAAAUGUUACUUCAAAUGAUGACGAUAAUAUUGUUCAAACUAUGCAAAAAUUACUUCUUAAAAAUCUUGAAGAAUAUCAAUUUAAUAAACUUAAAGAGUCAAUUGCAGAUUCUCAUAAAGAAAAUAAUUUAAAUUCUGCACAAUUAUCUCAAUCACAACAAUCUCAAUCUUUAAUAGCUGAACUAUUUUCAGAACUUAUUAUACAGCAACAAGAUACUAAUAUUUGUAAUUAA